GCAAGAUCAAAACUGCCUAAGAAGCGGCGACGAGUUCUACCAGUGGAACAACCACGAAGGAAACGCGACGCCAGCGCCUCCAAUCGGAGGGUGAAUGCAGUUAAACACCCAGUGGUUCUGAAGGACCUAUCGCCAGCGAACAAUAAGUUUGGUGUUAAUGGAAUGAAUAUGAUAAGUUUGGCACUUCAAGGUCCACCAAACCUGCUCAGACCUCCAGCCACCACGCAACCGUUACAAGCAAGAGCUCCGAUAGUUGAGAGUCCCAUCAUCAACACGCAAUGCGGUGCUAUCUCAUUGGCAUCAUUACAACCACCUCUGAUGACCGCCCCGCCCUUGCAACCGCGACCUGCCACCACAGGAGCCCUAGACCUGAUGCUACCAUUGCAACCUAAACUCCUACCAGGCUACAACCUUCAAUCUUCUUUCCUUUCCAGUACACUAUCAACUGUCAGACCUCCAGAUCUACCAGAUAAGAAUAAAAAAGACACAGAUGCAUUCAAACCAAGUGUUGAUGUAAUAAUCGAAAAGAGAGAAUCAAUGUCAGAAAAUUCAAAUAGAAAUAGUAUUGAUGACAAUUGUGAAGAAAAUUGUGCAAACGUAAGUAAAGAAGAAGAUAGUAAUGUAAAUAAAGUGAAGGAAAAUCAUAAUGUAUCAGAUGACGAUUGUAAUAAUUUGUAUUCAAAAGAUGAAAUUAACUCAAAUGUAGAUGUAAAUGUUAAAACUGAUACAAGUGUAGUUAGCAGUUCAAAUCUUAGCAGUCCUAAUAACAAUUCGUGUUAG
This is a messenger RNA of Papilio xuthus (Asian swallowtail), 780 nucleotides long. RefSeq names its product protein CLEC16A homolog. The annotation marks the transcript as partial. Lineage: Eukaryota; Metazoa; Arthropoda; Insecta; Lepidoptera; Papilionidae. The record is from RefSeq and is a predicted model, not a curated record. The transcript has 3 exons.